This is a messenger RNA of Ixodes scapularis (black-legged tick), 2028 nucleotides long. RefSeq names its product juvenile hormone acid O-methyltransferase. The transcript is spliced from 3 exons. Lineage: Eukaryota; Metazoa; Arthropoda; Arachnida; Ixodida; Ixodidae. Gene Ontology annotation, molecular function: S-adenosylmethionine-dependent methyltransferase activity. The record is from RefSeq and is a predicted model, not a curated record. The coding region runs from base 1 to 885 and encodes 294 amino acids.
AUGUCCGUGAAAGAUAAGGGAACUUCCAAGACAUUCGAGCCUGAAGCGUAUCUCCAGAUGAAUGAACCGCAGCGGCAAAUGGGUAUUAAGGUUUUGGAACUCGAAGGAUCCUUUAACGCUGAAAGAACAUCGGACCACCAGUUUCUUGACGUGGGCUGCGGACCCGGAGACUUCACGCGUGACUGCCUUCUGCCCCGCUGUCCUCCCUUCCGAAGGAUGGUCGCCGCCGACAAAUCCGAGGUCCUGGUGCAGUACGCGCGGCAGCACUUCGCCCAUCCCAAGAUCUGCUACGAUAUCCUGGACAUUGGGUCCAAGCAUAAUGUGUCCGAGUUUGUCGAACGCUACGGAGAGUUUGAUCGCGUCUACUCAUUCUUCUGCUUGCACUGGAUGAGAGACCAAGAACCGGUUUUGAGGAAUGUCGCCAGAUUGAUGAAACCAGGAGGAGAGUGUUUCCUUAUCUUCAACGCUUACAGCCCUCCGAUGCGGUUUCACAAAAAACUGGCCACGAUGCAUCGUUGGGAGAAGUACAGAGAGAUCUUGGAGGGGCCGAUCCCUCCGAGUGUGGGCCUAGAGACCAGGGAAGAUCUCAUCUCGUACGUGAAGAGUCUGCUUAAGACUGCCGAGCUGACGACAACAACAUGCAAAGUGAUGACAAUGGAGCACAAAUUUGCAAGCCUGGAACACUUGAUUGACUUCCAGAUGGCUUUCAAUCGUCUGGCGCGCAAAAUUAUGGAAGAAGAGCGGCCCCUGCUACUCAAAGAUGUGACCGAGGAGUGCACCAAGUGGUGGGCCGAGCAAGAAGCCGGCGGCUCACCCCUUGAUGGCAAGGUGUUCGUGGUGCGCGCCCACAAGCCUCGAUCGGAAGCCGGUAGCGUCGUGAAGUAACCGGGCUUCCCGGUUACUUCAAGAAAACGACAAGAACACAUUAGAAUAUUAAAUAUACAGAUAUUGGGUAGAAUGGGCAAGCCACAUACCGGGAUAAAUUCGAAGAUAGCAUAUUACGGCGAAUUACGCACUGACAUUCUAUAUUGGAGGAUCGUAGAAAUUGUUAGCAUCAACACGAAACAGACUAGACCAUGUCGGCAUAAAAUACUAUGGAAUAUAUUCUAUAAACUGCUAGAAAAUUAUUCAAUACUCUCAAAAACUGGGACCUCUUGCGGAAGCCGGUUUCUUUCUUCAAUGGUGAUCGAAAAAAAUCAUAUAAUGCUUGUAACGUUGUUAACCUUUUUUUCCCGUGAUCGGAAAUAAUUUAUAUUUAAAUUUAUAGAUCUCAUACAGCGUAAGUUCAGUGAUAAGUCGUGGGGUUGCCAUCGUUGCUUCCACUAAGGAAAAUUGUUGUCUGAGAAUAAAGUUCGCGAUGCCACUGAGGGAAUACUUGGCUAAUCAUUGGAACACACGUGAGCUGACUUGUGCCUAUAGAUGUACGAAUGCCUUUUCCAUAGUGCCCGCACAAAAUGAACGUUCUCAAUGAAAUAUAAACGAGAGUUCAAAAGAAAACGGUGUGGAAUCCUGUGUCUCAUACGGGCACCGGACACUUCAUCGAACGUCAUUUCGUCGAACGCCGUUUCAUCGAAUAAGUGGACAUUUCAUCGAAUGCCGAUUCAUCGAACGCCGUUUUAUUGAAUUUCCCGUUACUGAAUUUUGGAGUAAUACAUUACUUUUUAUAGAAUGUGCUAUCGCUUUUGAAAUAGUUUUUACACCGCUCUAAAUUCACCUGAAAUAGAAUUAUUAUCCGGACACUUUUUAGUCUGCUAAACGCUUGCUACUGAAUCAUAGAAGGUAGUUAUCAUUUCAAAACUUGAGUGGAUACGUGACUUAUUCUUUUCUGGCGAAGUAGGCGGCUGAUCUGCUGCUCUGCUCCGCUGUCCUCGCGCGACGCAGCCGAGGCUGGUUGCGCUAUUUUUCCACGGGGUGCGGUGCCGUGGGGGCCGAGGUGCGCUCCGAUUGCAAACUGAAACUUAAAAACCCAUCGAAUUUGUGUUUUUCAGAGAGCCGUAAAAUGCUUCGCGCGGCUUCUAUCGUUCUGCG